AUGGAGCCCACCAACACGGCAGACAGCUCGAAUGAGCAUUUAAAGAUCUUCAAUCCGGUCCCUCACCCGGCUGCAACAUUUUCGCUGUUUCCCAGACUCCCUAUCGAUAUUCGCUACCUGAUUUGGGAAAAGGUACUCAGCCAUGAGCGUCUUCUACGAAUAUUCCUAAAGUCAGUUGCCAAGAACGAGAAGAAGUCGACCACCAACAUCGGAAACACCCGGCAUCGUCUACACAACCCUAAUCGAGAAUAUCGCAUUAUCUUAAGGGAGCGACAGGCGAUAAGCAAACUGUUUCAUGUCACCUCCGAGUCACGAUGA
This is a messenger RNA of Fusarium keratoplasticum, 318 nucleotides long. Its product is annotated as 2EXR domain-containing protein. The transcript has a single exon. Lineage: Eukaryota; Fungi; Ascomycota; Sordariomycetes; Hypocreales; Nectriaceae. The coding region runs from base 1 to 318 and encodes 105 amino acids. The record is from RefSeq and is a predicted model, not a curated record.